UUAACAGCAGUGUGUCUGCCACACCCCACUCCUCUUGACAAGGCCCAGGCUCACACCGAAAGUAGUUAAAGCUGCCAGAGUUACAGAGCAAUGACCGGUCUCAUUGAAGGAAUUGAGAAGUUCGACAGUCCUGGGAAGGGACGAGGACUUCGGGUUACCAAGGCCUUUAAAGUCGGAGAGCUCCUGUUUUCCAGCCCACCAUAUUCUUAUGUGCUGUCGGUCGAAGAGAGAGGUAACUACUGUGAGUUCUGCUUCACCAGAAAAGAAGGCUUGGCAAGAUGCGGGAAGUGCAAGAAAGCUUUUUACUGCAAUGCAAAGUGCCAGAAAGGAGACUGGGCCAUGCACAAGCUGGAGUGUUCAGCCAUGAAUGCAUUUGGAGAGAACUGGUGCCCGUCAGACACAACCCGCCUUGUUGCUCGAAUCCUUGCUAAGAAGAAAAUGAUGAAAGAGCGAUGUGUUUCGGAGAAGAUGUUGCUCAUUGAAGAGCUGCAGUCGCAUUUAGAGGAUGAAGAUAAUGAAAAAAGAGAGAGAACCGACACAGACAUUGCUGCCCUCCAUCGGUUUUACCCUAAACAUUUGGAGUUGCCUGACCACAAAGACCUGCUUACACUCUACUCCCAGGUUGCCUGUAAUGGUUUUACAAUAGAAGAUGACGAACUUUCCCACAUUGGUACUGCAGUCUAUCCAGAUGUGGCACUUAUAAACCACAGCUGUCUUCCCAGCGUCAUAGUAACAUAUAAUGGCACAUCUGCUGAAGUCCGGGCAGUGCAGGACAUGAAACCUGGAGAUGAAGUUCUCAUCAGCUACAUAGACCUCCUUUAUCCAACAGAUGAUCGAAACAACAGGCUGAGGGAAUGCUACUACUUCACCUGUGAUUGCUUGGAAUGCAAAACCAAGUCCAAAGAUAAGGCAAAGCUGAAAAUUCGCAAGCAGAGCGAUCCAGUUGAGCCACAUGUGGUCGACAACAUGAUCCGCUACGCCAGGAACACUGUCAGGGAAUUCAGGGCCCUAAAACAUGUCAAAACUCCUAGUGAGUUGUUGGACAUGUGUGAGCAGAGCCUGGAGAAAAUGGGAGCGGUCUUUGAUGACUCCAACGUCUACAUGCUCCAUAUGAUGUACCAGGCCAUGGGGGUUUGCAUUUACAUGCAGGAUGCAGAUGGAGCUAUCAGAUACGGCGAGAAGAUCCUCAAACCUUACAGCAAGCUUUAUCCCCCCUACUCGCUGAAUGUGUCAUCAAUGUACCUGAAGAUGGGCAGAAUCUACAUAAAUAUGGACAGGAACUCAGAGGGCACCAGUGCUCUGAAGAAGGCAAUGGCUAUAAUGGAGGUGGCUCAUGGAAAGAACCACCCUUUCCUCAAAGACUUACGUAAAGAGAUUGGACAAAAGUGAAGACAAUUUUGGGACUGAUUUGAUCCGGGCUUCACAGAACUGUGAGAUUUGGGUUUUUUCUUUUUUACUUUGCUCAUGAAGAAGAAUUUCCUGACUGUAAAAUAAAUAAAUAAAUAAAUAAAAAA
This is a messenger RNA of Gambusia affinis (western mosquitofish), 1514 nucleotides long. RefSeq names its product N-lysine methyltransferase SMYD2-like. The record is from RefSeq and is a predicted model, not a curated record. Gene Ontology annotation, molecular function: protein binding. The coding region runs from base 91 to 1389 and encodes 432 amino acids. Gene Ontology annotation, cellular component: nucleus. Lineage: Eukaryota; Metazoa; Chordata; Actinopteri; Cyprinodontiformes; Poeciliidae. The transcript has 12 exons.